AAGAAAAGAAAAUGAGAACUCAUUUAGCACUAAGUUGUCUUGUUUUUCUGUGUCUUGUUCUUGGUGGAGUUGCUGGGGGUGCAGGAAAGGUACCACGUAAGAACUUCUAUAAGAGAACUAGUUGUCCAAAUGCUGAACAACUUAUUAGAGAUAUCACUUGGAGCAAAGCUAGAAAUGACGCUACCUUGGGUGCUAAAUUGCUUCGAGUCCACUACCAUGAUUGUUUCGUUAGGGGGUGUGACGCAUCCAUAUUGCUGGAUAAAGUGGGAACGGAUGAUUCUGAGAAGGAGGCUAGGCCAAAUCUCUCUUUGGGUGGUUUCGAUGUAAUUGAUGAUAUCAAGCGACAAGUUGAGGCUAAAUGUCCUGGCAUUGUUUCUUGUGCUGACAUUUUAGCUUUAGCUGCUCGUGAUGCUGUUUCUUUUCCCUUUAAAACUUUAAUGUGGGAAGUGGAGACGGGAAGAAAAGAUGGAAAUGUUUCCCUUGCAAGUGAAGUGAACGGAAACUUACCUUCACCAUUCUCAGAUUUUGCAACCCUUAAGCAAAUCUUUGCAAACAAACGCCUAAAUGUGGAUGAUCUCGUUGCACUAUCAGGUGCUCACACAAUUGGUGUUGCUCAUUGUGGAGCAUUCUCAAGAAGACUCUUUAAUUUCACUGGCAAAGGUGACAUGGAUCCAUCUCUCAAUGCUACUUAUGCUGAAUCUUUAAAGAGAUCAUGCACUAAUCUAAAUAACAUUGUGGAAAUGGACCCUUUGAGCUCAACUUCAUUUGAUAGCAAUUAUUUCAACAUCCUUCUUAAUCAGAACAAAGGAUUGUUCCAAUCUGAUGCAGCCCUUCUCACUGACACAAACUCAGUAAAUGUCGUCAAGAAAUUGCAAAAAAAUAAAGAUUUCUUUUUUGAGUUUGCAAGAUCCAUGAUGAAAAUGGGAGCCAUUCAAGUCCUUACCGGAAAUGAUGGAGAAAUCAGGAAGAAUUGUCGUGUCAAAAACUAA
Solanum dulcamara is the source of this 989-nucleotide messenger RNA. RefSeq names its product peroxidase 24-like. The coding region runs from base 12 to 989 and encodes 325 amino acids. Gene Ontology annotation, cellular component: plasmodesma; plant-type cell wall. The transcript is spliced from 4 exons. The record is from RefSeq and is a predicted model, not a curated record. Gene Ontology annotation, biological process: response to oxidative stress; hydrogen peroxide catabolic process. Gene Ontology annotation, molecular function: heme binding; peroxidase activity. NCBI's taxonomy places the organism in Eukaryota, Viridiplantae, Streptophyta, Magnoliopsida, Solanales, Solanaceae.